GUAUUUCUGGGCCAAGUGGAAAAAUCCUGUGAGGAGGGUUGGACGAUCCCCACCAUUUUAAGCCGUACAAGAAGGUACUGAUGUUGUACUAGACUUGCUCUUCUACUUCAAGUCAGCAUGUCGAAGAAAUCGGAGGCUCCGCUUUCCUUGUCUGACUGUCUCUGCCAAAUUUGCAUGGAGAUCUUUGUGGAGCCCGUGACGCUGCCAUGCAACCAUACCCUCUGUAAUUCUUGUUUCCAGCUGACCGUUGAAAAGGCCAGUCUUUGUUGCCCUUUUUGUCGGCGUCGAGUCUCUUCUUGGGCACGAUAUAAUGCCCGCAGAAAUACUCUUAUCAACUGGGAACUCUGGGAAAAGAUUCAGAAGAAUUACCCGAAGGAGUGUGAGCGUAGGAUUAACGGACAGGAUUUGGAAGAGGAAAUCUGUGUCCCCCAUCCGCAACACAAGCUGAGCAAGCCUGGGGAACUGAGGCAGGAAUACGAAGCAGAGAUUAGCAAGGUGGAGGCAGAAAGGCGAGCACAUGAACAAGAGGAGAACAAGGCAAGUGAGGAAUACAUUCAACGGCUCCUUGCAGAAGAAGAGGAGGAACACAGAUUGGCAGAAGAGAGACGAAGGGAGAUGGAGAAACAGCUGAAGCAAGAUGAAGAGUUGGCCUGGCAGCUGAGUAACAGUCUGAAUGACGAUUCCAAAGGACAUGUGCUCAGCAGUCCUUCACCAGCAGGCAGUCUCUCAUCUGAAACAUCCCCAGCUAAUUUGUGCAAGAUGAAGAGCAAACCAAGCAACUCUGGAGACAUUCAGAAGUAUCUGUCUCCAAAGCUUCAUCAUGCAUUGGGAUCAACAUCAUUCUCUAGAACAACAGAAAGAGGCAGGAUUGACUCUGACUCAGUGGAGACCAGUAGCAAUGAAGGCAGCAGUUCUGCAUGGCAAGAUGAGCAAGAGGAAAUGCCAACACUGUCUCCACAGCUGACUGGUGUGAUUAAAGAUUCCAGUGUUAAGGAUUCAUUUUUGGAAUCAUGCAUGAACUAUUUCAGUGCCUCAGCUUCAGGGGAAACCGUUGCUGUCAAGCAGGAAAAAACACCAGGACCAAAUUGUCUAGGAGACAAAGUUCCAGAUGCGUGUCAUGGAAGCACAAAAGGGGAAGGGUCUAGAACAGUUCUUUGUAGAUCCAAAGGAGAAGAUGAUGGAAUUGAGUCAGACAGUGGCAGUUUAACACAUGUAGAAAGCAUAAACCUUGAAGACUCUGCUGAAACUUGUACCCAUAUUCAGUCAGCAACAAAUUCUGUGAUGUCUGACAGCAGAAGUGUAAUAUAUGAUCUCGUGAAGGUGGCUAGACACUCAGAUGAAGAGAAACCAGAGAGACUGCAGAACGCUAAGGAGACUCCAAAAAGAAAGUCACUGGAGCUACCAGCUGAAGCAGUGGUUGACUUGUGCAUGCUUGAUAAGAGGAGAAAAACUUUUCCAGAAAGUUUAGAGGACCAAGGGGAGCAGAUAAAUGAUUUUAACUUGCAAAUGCAGAAAGCCUUUGAGCAGGAGUUCUAUGAAAGGCGUAUGCAAGAGGAGCAAGACAGGAUUUUGGCUCUGCAGCUACAAAAACAGAUCAACAAGGAGGAAAGGACACUUAAUCGACAAAAGGGCUCUCCAGAUGAGUACCUUCUUCGCACCAAACCGCCUCAGUCUGUGAAAGACUCUCCUGCUAGAAAGGGAAGUUCUAAGAUGGCAAAAGACUCAAAGGUACCAAAAAAACAGGCUGAAACAAAUCACCGCAAGACUCGGAAAAGUUCUUACAAUGAAAACUGGCAGUCCCCUACCAGAGUCCGAAUGAAAUCGCCCAGCAUCAAGGGAGGAAAAGUUUUGAAUUGUGUGGUUAAUACCAGUGACGCAAAUGAUAUUUGUUCACUACCUAAGAAUAAGCAAAAGACGAUCCUUCAGAUGUUUAAAAGCUCUGUGGUGGAGUAG
Molecule: messenger RNA, 1953 nt
Organism: Fulmarus glacialis (Northern fulmar)
Lineage: Eukaryota; Metazoa; Chordata; Aves; Procellariiformes; Procellariidae
Gene: RNF168
Product: ring finger protein 168, E3 ubiquitin protein ligase
Exons: 8
Coding region: 118-1953 (611 amino acids)
Biological process (GO): double-strand break repair; protein ubiquitination
Cellular component (GO): nucleus; site of double-strand break
Molecular function (GO): metal ion binding; ubiquitin-protein transferase activity; nucleosome binding
Source: RefSeq, a predicted model, not a curated record